Messenger RNA from Passer montanus (Eurasian tree sparrow), 1935 nucleotides. It is a transcript of the gene CDC42EP4, whose product is annotated as CDC42 effector protein 4. NCBI's taxonomy places the organism in Eukaryota, Metazoa, Chordata, Aves, Passeriformes, Passeridae. Bases 184 to 1119 code for a protein of 311 amino acids. The transcript has 2 exons. The record is from RefSeq and is a predicted model, not a curated record.
GAUGAUGUCAUCGCGGGGUGGGGGGGCGCUCCGUUCCGGCGCGGCGCGGCCAUGGACCGGCGGCGGCGGCGGGGCCCGGGCGAGCAGGAGUGACCCACCCGUGACGCCGGUGCCAUCUGUGAGCCCCAUCUGAGAGCCCCGCGCACGGGAGCCGGCGUGGCACAGCCUCUCCCGGGUGCCACCAUGCCGAUCCUCAAGCAGCUCGUGUCCAACUCCGCGCACUCCAAGCGCCGCUCCAGGGCCGACCUGACGGCCGAGAUGAUCAGCGCGCCCCUGGGGGACUUCCGCCACACCAUGCACGUGGGGCGCGCCGGCGACGCCUUCGGGGACACCUCCUUCCUCACCAGCAAGGCCGGCGAGCCGGUGCCGGAGGCGGGAGAGGAGCCGGGCGCCUCCAAGCCCGGCCUGCUGUCCCGCCGCUUCCGCAGCAGCAAGCGCUCGCAGUCGGUGACGCGCGGGGACCGGCGGGACAUGCUGGGCUCGCUGCGCGACUCGGCGCUCUUCGUCAAGAACGCCGUGUCCCUGCCCCAGCUCAACGAGAAGGACGUGGACAGGAGCGCGGGGCAGCUGCCCAAGAGCCUCUCGUCCAGCCCCGUGAAGAAGCUGCCCGAGGAGGGGAGCCCCGAAGAGCAGCAGCGCCCCAACGGGGCGGCCGCGGGGCCGCUGAGCCCCGGCUUGGACGAGCGCGACUUCGGGGACAUCACGGAGCUGCCCGUGGUGGUGGCCAAGGGCGGCGCGGGCUUGAAGCACGCCGAGUCCAUCAUGUCCUUCCACAUCGACCUGGGGCCCUCCAUGCUCGGGGACGUGCUGAGCAUCAUGGAUAAGGAUCAGUGGGAGCAGGACGAAGAUCCCGAGGCGGAGGAGAGCCGCGAGGAGGAGGAGGAGGAAGGGGAGCCUGCCCCGCCUGGCUCCCCGCUGGCGGCCCUGCCGAGCCAGAGCCCGGCCCGUGGCGCUGGUGGCCGCAGCCCCAGGGACAGCAGUCCAGUGUCCAGCUGCCCCUCGGGGCCCGAGGAGCGCAGCCCUGUCCCCAGGCCACCGAGCCAGAGGGGGGGACCCCUGAAACGCCCCGACAAGGAGUUCUCGUUUGCUGACGAAGAUGACGACGAGAUCCGGGUAUAAAGGAGGCCCAGCCGAGGUUCUCACUGAGGUUUCUUGGACACAGGGCUGAACACCCCAACUGGUGGCACUGGGGAAGACUCGACUCCUGCCUCGCUCCCUCUGUGUGCUGAGGCAGGACAGCGCUCUGCUCCCGGGGCCGUUCUGACAGCCCCCACACAGCUCCAGCACUUCCUGGGAGGGGGAAGCAGACUUGAUUUUGGUUCUUUCUGUUGGACUUUGAAUAUUAGUUCCUUUCUCCUGCUCCCCUGCCCGUGUAAAGCGAUUUAGGAUCCAACAAGACGAGCCUUUGGAGUUUAGCCCUUUUAGUAAUAUAUAUCUAUUUUCCACCGCACAGUUUUUACUGUUUUCUGAUUUGUACUUACCUUUCUCUACUCUCUUUUGGUUUUAACUGAGGGAAGAUUUCCCAUGAGGAAGAACUUGGCUCUGGAGCUCAGAGGUGGCCUGGGACUAUGGGCAGCUCCAGCUUCUGGGGUUUCUUGGGGACUUUCUGCAGACCAAGAGCUCCCAGUGCCGUGGCAGGUGCUCGCUCCCCAUCCCUCGGAUGGAUGGAUGGAUGGAUGGAUGGAUGGAUGGAUGGAUGGUUCCAUCCCAGAUGCUUGACCCUCCAACCAGCCUGGGGCUCACAGGGACGCUCCCAGCCAGCUCCAGGGAUGCUGAUGGAAGUGUGGGUCUGUCCCCUGUGGGAGGAGCACCUGGAAGCCGCUGGGAUCCCGGUGUGCCGUGGGCCGGGCAGUGGCGGGAGCAGGCGGCUGGAGCAGGAGGUUUUAUACCGUGUAUGUACAAAUGCAAGGAAUAAAGGAAAUGGUAGUGACUGCA